Dioscorea cayenensis subsp. rotundata (Guinea yam) is the source of this 2808-nucleotide messenger RNA. RefSeq lists its product as uncharacterized. The coding region runs from base 71 to 2566 and encodes 831 amino acids. Gene Ontology annotation, biological process: transcription initiation at RNA polymerase III promoter. The record is from RefSeq and is a predicted model, not a curated record. The transcript is spliced from 16 exons. Gene Ontology annotation, cellular component: transcription factor TFIIIC complex. NCBI's taxonomy places the organism in Eukaryota, Viridiplantae, Streptophyta, Magnoliopsida, Dioscoreales, Dioscoreaceae. Gene Ontology annotation, molecular function: protein binding; histone acetyltransferase activity.
UCUCCGGCUCGCCGGCGUCGUCACUCCCUCGCCGCUCAGCUCCGUCGCUGGAGAAGAAGAAGAUCGCGUGAUGGACUCUUUCUUCCAGUCUACGACCUUGGUGGCAUCUGCGUCGUACCCGGAUUCCAUUGCUUGGUCGGAGGAGAACCUUGUCGCCAUUGCCUCUGGCCAUAUCAUCACUAUUUUGAGUCCUGCUUCAAUUGUGAGCCCUCGUGGUUUGAUCACGCUGCCGCCAAACAAGCCUUUUUCUGUUGGAGCAGUGAAAAAAGAAGAUCUAAAUGCUGCAUGUCUAAUGCCAAAUCUGCUGUCACGUGAGAACCGGCCAUGUUCUCGGUCCAUCUCAUGGUCCCCGCUCGGGCUUGCACCGAAUUCAGGAUGUCUGCUGGCUGUCUGCACUACUGAAGGUCGUGUGAAGAUUUACCGUGCACCUUUUUGUGAAUUUAAUUCUGAAUGGGUUGAGGUUGUUGAUGUUUCUGACAUGCUGCUUUAUUAUCUUGAUAGUAUCAAGUUUGGGGAGCUGUUGGUGCCAGAACAAGCAGAAAGUGGACUUGCCAUUGAGUGGCAAGAAACAAGCAUCAGUAAAGUUCCCAAACGCAUUAAAAGAAGUUAUGACUCUAAUGAAUCUUCACAGACACUGUUGCAGAGUAAAAAAUGCAAUUUACUUUCCCAGGUCACAGCAAAGCAAUAUAGCUCUCGCCAUGCGUUGUUGUCAUCCACCAUAGUUGCAUGGUCACCAGUGUUGCACUCAUCAGCAAAUUAUCAUUCCUCCAAUUCUUUCUGCAGCAGCUGUUCUAUACUUGCUACUGGGGGAAAGUCUGGUAACAUUUCAUUUUGGAGAAUCUGUGAACCACCAUGCUACACCAUUGAGCAUGGCAGGCUUUCUGCUGAUCCAGUGCUCAUUGGACUUCUCCAGGCUCAUAAUUCUUGGGUUACCGCAAUCAGCUGGGCAAUUUCUUCUGCAAGUUCUCUGGAGCCUCAAUUGAUCUUGUCUACUGGGAGUUAUGAUGGUAGUGUGAAGCUGUGGACAGCAGACAUUUCUGUAUUGAUCAAGUCUGCAGAGCCUAAUAAAGCUUGUUUUUCAUUGCUGAAAGAGGUGACAUCUUCGUCAUCAAUCUCAAUUUCCACAAUUUCAUUGGUUGUGCCAGCACAAUCUCCAGAUAUGGUAAUCUUAGCUGCUGGAAAAGGAUCGGGGUCAGUUGAAGUGUGUAUAUGUCAUAUAUCUAAUAAUGAAUUCCAAUCUAUUGGAAUCUAUGAUGCUCAUGAUCAAAAGGUGACAGGUCUAGCUUGGUCUUUUAAUGGUUGCUGUUUGUACAGUUGCAGCCAGGAUAAUUCUGUUCGUUGCUGGGCUUUACUCCAGAACUCUGUCCUCGAAGUCUUUUUCCCUUCAGCUACGCGCAAAAGCUCAACAAAGUAUUUACAAGUAUCAGAUCCAUGCUUUGGCAUUGCACUAUCCCCCGGAGGCUUGAUGAUUACUUUGGUUCAUAGUUUUGAUGCUAACCUUCUGAACCCAAUGUAUCAAGCAAGAACUCAAAAAGCGGCUGCCGAAUUUUUCUGGAUUGGUGGGCAGUCGCUGAUGAUUCCGUCAGAGAAACACCUGGACUAUAACCCUGAAACAAUUUCAGGAUCAUCCGAGAAUGACUUGAUGUUCUGGGAGUCCAACAUUUUAUGGUCUUUGGAGUGUUUCGAGAAUGUUGAUAAACCACUGUCCCUUUGGGAUAUCAUUGCAGCAUUGGUACAUUUCAGAAAAACUAUACCACUUUUUUUGGAAAAUCUACUUAUCAAGUGGAUCUCAAAGUGGUUUGGCUUGGAAUCAGUUGAUUCUAUUGAGAAGAUCUUGUCGCAUGCUGGAAAUAUGCUCUCGAAGAUUAGCUCACGGAAGCUGCAUCUUCUUAAUAUUAUAUGUAGAAGAUUGAUGUUGAUUGAGGCGAAGGCCAGUGUUCCAAAUGGAAUUCAGGAUAAGUCUAGUGGACUAGAUGACGAUGAAAAAAUAUUGUGGGAUAAUUUGUUGAAUAAGGUUGAAGGAGAAUUGCGGCAGAGGCUUGUGGCUUUUUCUUUCGGAGCAGUUCUAAGCCAUGCGGCAAGUUCAUCAUCGGUUACUUCUGAUGUUACAAAUUGGCUGCCAAAUGGAAUUGUGCAGAUGGAACAAUGGCUCAGUAUCAAUUUAGAUUUUGUUCAUCCUCGCCUUAAACUCCUCAGAGCAAAAAUCAAAGAAAUAAAGAACAGUGAUUGCAUAAAGGAGGAAAGCUGCAGCUUUUGUUCGGCUUCAGUCCCUUUCGAGUCCCCAGAAAUUGCUACCUGUGCAAGUAAUAAGUUGAAUAAGAACCAUCAGCUACCCCGUUGCGCCGUAUCAAUGCAGCUUUGCUCAAUUACAGAGCCAAUGUGGUUCUGCGUUUGUUGCCGAAGGUGGGCUGGUAGGUUAAUUCCUCAGUCAUAUUUCACCAUGUUGGGAACUCUUCUAGAUGAACCUCUUACAGUACAUGGAAGCCUAAAACCUCUAUGUCCAUUCUGCGGAGUGCUACUUCAGAGAUUAUUACCUGAUUUUUUACUAUCCACAUCACCGGUUUAGCGUUAAUUGAUUAUUUAUUUGCCACAUGUUUUGGUAACUUAUCUCUGUAACAUUUCCUAAUUUAGUGCCUGUGUAUAUACAAACAUGCUAAUGAGGCACAAAAUUAUCAUUACUAAUUUAACUUUCUGGGUAUAUGUAUAAGCACCCCAUGUGGUGCUAAACCAACAUCACUGUAUGAUUUCAGACUCUUAGUUGUGUAUUCUGACUUAUGAUGUGGAAAUAUAGGGGAGAUGUUGGACUAA